CUUCCCCGCCUCCUACGAGACGCUUUAUAGGACUACCGCCUUGGAGUGAUGUUUCCCACCGCCAAUCGCUUCCUCCGUCUCCUGACGGCGCUCUCGAGGCGCUGGUGGAAAAACUGAGGCGCGAGGGGAAGGUGUUGGCAUGAACAGAAUUCGCAUCCACGUUUUGCCUUCUAGUCGGGGUCGACUCACCCCAGUCCCAAGGCCUCAAGAAGCCUUGUUGUGUGCCUUUGCUCACCGCCCAUGCUCUCAGCCUCGUUUGGAGGGCCACGAAUUCUGCAUUAAGCACAUUCUUGAAGACAGGAAUGCCCCCUUCAAGCAGUGCAGCUACAUUUCUACUAAGAAUGGGAAGCGGUGCCCAAAUGCGGCUCCCAAGCCUGAGAAGAAGGAUGGUGUGUCAUUCUGUUCUGAGCAUGCUCGGAGAAAUGCUCUGGCACUGCAGGCUCAGAUGAAGAAGUCCAAUCCUAGCCCUGUCCGAGAGUCUCUCCUCUGUCAACUUAGCUCCUACGUCAAGACAGAGCUGGGUUCCCAGACUGCAGAGAGCAGCCGCAGUGAAGCCAGCAGGAUACUGGAUGAGGACAGCUGGAGUGACGGAGAGCAGGAACCUCUUACUGUGGAUCAGACAUGGAGAGGUGACCCUGACAGUGAAGCAGACAGUAUUGACAGUGACCAGGAGGAUCCACUGAAACAUGCUGGGGUGUACACUGCUGAGGAAGUGGCGCUAAUCAUGAGAGAGAAGCUGAUCCGGCUGCAGUCUCUAUAUAUCGACCAGUUCAAACGGCUCCAACACCUCCUGAAAGAGAAGAAGCGCCGGUACUUGCACAGCCGUAAGGCAGAACAUGAAGACAUAGGUAGCAGUCUUCUCACAGGCCCAGAGGGACUUCUAGCUAAGGAACGUGAGAACCUAAAACGUCUGAAAUACUUGAGACGAUAUCGGCAGCGGUAUGGUGUGGAGGCUCUUCUGCACCGACAGCUGAAGGAGCGUAGAAUGCUGGCCACGGAGGGUGCUGCUCAGCAGGCACACACCACCCGUUCCAGCCAGAGAUGUUUGGCCUUUGUAGAUGAUGUUCGGUGCUCCAACCAGUCCCUACCAAUGACAAGACACUGCCUUACUCAUAUUUGCCAGGACACCAAUCAGCUUCUCUUUAAGCUGUGUCAAGGGUCAGAAGAAGCACCCUGCAGCAAGCCAGUGCCUGUAAGCUUAUCGGAAGAUCCCUGCUGCCCUCUCCAUCUCCAGCUGCCACCUCAGAUGUAUGUCCCUGAGCAGGUACUGUCUGUUCCCGAGGAGUUGGAAGCGGCUUCCACAGAUCUGUACUUGAGCGCAGCUGAACUCAGGCCCACAGAGAGCUUGCCACUGGAGUUCAGUGAUGACUUGGAUGUUGUUGGCGAUGGCAUGCAGUGCCCCCCUUCCCCGCUGCUGUCUGAUCCUUCUGCUACCAAUGAGAACCAGAUGAACAGAAAUGUUGCUGAGACCCACAAACACAUGCACCCAAGAGAAGAGUCUGUUCAGCAAGGGCUGUUGAACCAGGUGGCACAACCAGUCAGGGGGAUAUUUUCCAGGCAGGCCACAUCUGCCCUGGAGUCUCCACCAGAAUCACUCUCACAGCAUCUUGUGACGAGCGGGUCUGGACAGGUGGAAGGUAAAAAGGAAGAACCUGCAACCAAUGGGAAUUCAGAACCCGCCUCCAUCAGCUGAUAGAACUGUCAGACAAAUGGAGAGAUGGAGACCCACCAGGAUGAUGAAGCAUCUGCUGUUUUUGGACUAUUCCUGGCUGUGCAUGUUCUUCAGUCACUCUAUUCAAUCCCUUCCAGGUUACUGAAAUGAGUCUUGGAAGGCAAAUUGGUUGCUUUUACGUUGUCCUCCUUCAGGUCCUGUUCAGUUGGGUUUCCCUUUUAUGUUCGUGGUUUUUUUUUUUAAGUUGAAUUCUCUAUACAAAAUCAGAGUGGUAAUUUUUUUUUAAUUUAAUGAAUGCAAACACUGGGGGAGGAACCUGUGUUUUUUAAAAACUUUUGGUCAAAGUGAUAACCUUUGAAUUUUUUUUUUAAGUUCCUAAAUUAUUAGGAGUACAUGUUGAAGUCAUGGGCUUUUCCCUGCUAAAAGAAAGGGCCUGUUAUUCGCUAGAUUGUGUAUUAGCCCAUUCACGUCUCAUCACGCUACAGCUGCAUGGCUGUUCGUUCUUUUUCUUUCUUUUGGCACUGAAGUCUGUAAACCGACUCCCACCUGUAGCUUCAGCUUGUGUACAGAUUGCAUCUAGUAUAAAAAUACACUGGAUAACAUUUAUAGUUUGCUUUUCUUUGUACUUGUGGCAGUGUCAAUGCUCUUUCUUAAAGAUAACUGAAAGCUGA
Eublepharis macularius is the source of this 2343-nucleotide messenger RNA. RefSeq names its product KAT8 regulatory NSL complex subunit 2 (gene KANSL2). The transcript is spliced from 10 exons. The record is from RefSeq and is a predicted model, not a curated record. Gene Ontology annotation, cellular component: NSL complex. NCBI's taxonomy places the organism in Eukaryota, Metazoa, Chordata, Lepidosauria, Squamata, Eublepharidae. Bases 140 to 1693 code for a protein of 517 amino acids.